Messenger RNA from Puntigrus tetrazona (Sumatra barb), 1563 nucleotides. Its product is annotated as intermediate filament protein ON3. Gene Ontology annotation, cellular component: keratin filament. Gene Ontology annotation, biological process: intermediate filament organization; keratinization. The transcript has 8 exons. Gene Ontology annotation, molecular function: structural constituent of skin epidermis. The record is from RefSeq and is a predicted model, not a curated record. Lineage: Eukaryota; Metazoa; Chordata; Actinopteri; Cypriniformes; Cyprinidae. The coding region runs from base 71 to 1219 and encodes 382 amino acids.
UCAGUGUAUAAGCCGCAGAGUUCUCAGGAAGCAGCACCUGUUCUUCCAUCUCUCUCUCUCUCCGUCAGUCAUGAGCUCCAACAACUUCAGCAGCCGUUCCGUGGGCUCUCAGCCCGGCGCCGGAGCUCAGAUACCCCGGCAGGGGAACUCGUACUUCGGCUUCGGGAACGUGUCUCCGGCCGCGGUCCCCAUCAAGCCUGUGUCCGUAAACACAAGCCUCCUGACCCCCGUCGAUCUUCAGCUGGACCCUGACCUGCAGUCUGUGAGGAUCCAGGAGAAAGAAGAGAUCAAAACUCUCAACAACCGCUUUGCCUCCUUCAUCGACAAGGUCCGUAAAUUAGAGCAAGAUAACAAGCUUUUGGAGACUAAAUGGAAGCUGCUACAGAAGGAGGAGGAACCAGAGUCUAAACUGGAGCCCAUGCUGAAGUCUUACAUCACUUCCCUUCGGGCUCAGCUGGAGCGGGUGAACAAAGACAAAGAGCACCUGGACGAUGAGCUCAGGAAUGUCCACGCACUGGUUGAGAAACAAAAACAAAGGUAUGAAGAUGAGAUUAACAACAGAAACAAAGCUGAAAAUGACUUUGUUCUUCUGAAGAAGGAUGUGGAUACUACAUACUUGUAUAAAAAUUCCUUGGAAGAUAAAAUAGCGGCAGUCCUGGAAGACCUGAACUUUUUCAAGAGCUUCUACGAGCAGGAGAUGCAUGAGCUGCAGGCUGACGUGAAGGACACGUCCGUUGUGGUGCAGAUGGACAACAGCAGGCAGCUGAACAUGGAGAAGGUCCUCGCUGAUGUGAAGCGCCAGCAUGAGGAGAUUUCAGCAAGCAGCCGAAAAGAAGCUGAGGCCUGGUAUAAGAACAAGUUUGACUUGAUCUCAUCACAGGCUGAGCAGUGUAACACUGAGCUGAAAGACAAUAAAGGCGCAAUAGCUGAUUUAAACAGGCAGAUAGCGCGACUGCUAAAUGAGAUAAAUUCAGUUAAAGCACAGCUCAAGAGCACGGAUGACAAAAUCAAAGAGGCGGAGCGUUGCGGCGAGGAGGCGGUGCUUGACGCGAAAGAACAAAUCAAAUCGCUGGAGGAAGCUCUGCAGAAAGGCAAGCGUGAAAUGACCAGACACAUUCGAGACUACCAGGAGCUGAUGAACGUCAAGCUGGCUCUGGAUAUUGAGAUUGCCACGUACAAGAAACUACUGGAAGGAGAAGAGAACAGGCUUGGAAUAUAGUCCAUCCAGCCCACAUCCAGCCUACUGCUAAAAGAAGAUAAUAUACUGAGCAACUGACAAGAAGAAAUAAAUAAUAUUUACAUUAAAAAAAGUUAGUUUUUUUUUCUUUCGCAACCUGCUCAUGCAUGAAAGGUUUCGGGGUUUUAGUCAGUGUUUUAUUAAAUGAAUUCAUUGUUUUUGUUGUAUGGGGAUCAAAUUAUCACUAGCAUCUUCCUAAAUGUUUUUUGCUGCUUACUAAAUGCCCUUUACGCAUUUAACCUUUUCUCAGACUUUCAUCUGAAACUAUUAUGAGCAAUUUUGAAUGUAAAUAUAUCAUAAAAUUUAAUAAAUGUAAAAAAAACUUA